This is a messenger RNA of Anisakis simplex (herring worm), 1146 nucleotides long. Lineage: Eukaryota; Metazoa; Nematoda; Chromadorea; Rhabditida; Anisakidae. The record is from the annotation of a GenBank genome assembly.
AUGAGGCCGAAAGCUAAAGGCGAAAUGCGUUCAUUUUAUGAAUGUCAAAACUCUCCAUCUUUGACAAUGUUAACGAGGCCCGAGAAUGCAAAUCAAAUGGAUACUGCAAUGAAUGCGAAUUUGUCGAAAUCUGCGGUCGAGAAGGAAAUCAAACGACAGAAACAAGCGAAUGAGAAGAUGAAAAAACUGGAAAUGCAUCGUCUUGGAAUUGUUCACUAUGAAUUUCAGGUUGAUCCUUGGAUUGAACAAACAUUAGCCAAAGGAGUUUUGGGUCUUCAACAAGAAUUUGCCGAUCUCACUGGCACCGUAGAUCCCACAUUGAUGAAAUCGUUCUUUCAGAACACUUCAACUGGUCGUAACAGAUAUCGGGAUAUCGGUUGUCUUGAAUCAACGCGUGUAGUGUUGGAUAAGACCGCAGCGAGUGGCAAUGAUUAUAUCCAUGCGAAUUUCAUUUCGACACCAUUCAAACAAAAACGUUUCAUUUGUACACAGGCACCUUUACCAUCAACUGCUUAUGACUUCUGGCAAAUGAUUUUGCAGAAUGGUUGCUGUAUAAUCGUUAUGUUAUGCAAUAUUGAAGAAAAUGGCAAACCAAAGUGUUUUGAGUAUUGGUCACGGGAACCUGGAACAUCGGUGAAAUUUGACAAUAUUACUGUGAAAACGGUCGUUGUUAGGAAGCUGAAGCUGCAUCCGGAAUGCUCGGGGACAGUAACGAUACAAAUUUCUGGAUUGGCGAUAAUGGUAGAUGAUGUGUUCUACCAUGCCGUUGAUCACUUCCAAUGGCUGAAUUGGCCUGAUCGAAAGGUGCCACCAGCUGAUCUCACACCGAUUUCUCUACUUAAUUAUAUACGAAAAUCCAAGACACCGAUCGUAGUGCACUGCACAGCUGGUAUCGGACGCACUGGAACGUUGAUCAUGAUGGCUUAUAUACUGGAGACAUUGGUGACUGGCCAGAAACCUGAAAGUUCAAAUGAGAUACUGAAACGUUUACGAUCCGAACGUGCUUAUCUUUUGCAGAGUGAUGCACAGUAUCUGUACGUUCAUCGAGUGUUAUUGGAAUACUUCGCUCUAAAAGGGUUGAUCAGCGAUUAUAUGGCUGAUCGAGUGACGAAUUUUAUUGAAGAUUAUGAAGCUGCGAUCAACUAA